UUUCGAUCCAGACAUGGCAGACCUCCGAACAGUCUCCAUUCCGGCCGAACAGGUGGCCAGCAGGCUGUCUGCCUGUCCGCUGCACCCGCCUGAUUGGUGUUUAUAUACAAACUGCAAGGCCCCUAAUCAACCCCUGGAUCUCUCUAGCACUUCAAUUUCGUCUCCGCAGGAUUUUCUCGACUAAAUCUUCGGUUUUACUUAAGCGAUUUGUCCUUCCCCUCUGGUUUGGGUAGCUACGCACACGACACGCACUCCCUAUAUGGCCGCUCCCCUCCCCAAUACUCCAUCCUCGCUCAUGAAUAAAGUCCUUCCGCGCUGUCGCAUCGGUUGAAUCCUCCCUCCCCAGUUGCAAUCAUGAUGGACGUUGGAUAUGAGGCCACCCCGCCGCCUUCCGCCGGGAAGGACUGGGUCAACUUCUGGAACUUCGUGGACCGGGCUCCUCCGUUGGAAGCCGAAUCGGUACCCCGCGAUAUCUUGGUGGUGGGCGCCGGCAUUGCGGGCAUUGCUGUGGCGCUGGCUCUCUCCAAGGAAUUGACUCCCUUUGUUCCUGAUCUCCGGAUUACCGUCUAUGAACGACAUGAUAUCCUUUCUACCUCGGGCGGUGCCAUCAACCUCACCCCUGUGGCUCAACGGCAUCUCGAUCGCCUUGGGGUCCUUGCUGAACUGGACAAGUUGGGACCGGAGUCAGGUACCGAUGUGGAUGCCAUUGAGCUGUUCUCCAGCCGGUCUGGCCGAUCCCUGGGUGGGAUUAAUUUCACCGACCAGAAUGGCAACGGAUUCGGCGGGUACAAGGGUCGCCGUGUGAUGCGGAUCAUCCUGUCGCUGGCCAUGUUGAAGGUGGUGGAACGCACGAAGAACGUCAAUGUGGUAUUUGGCAAGAAGCUGGUCCGCGGCAAGGAAACCAAGGACAAGGCAACCCUGUUGUUCCAGGAUGGCACCACUGCCACGGGCGACUUGGUGCUGGGGUGUGACGGGGUCCACUCCAACGUGCGCACCCAAUGGGUCGCUCCCGAGUCUCCGUCCGAGUACACGGGCAUCUCAUUCGUCCAGACCAUGAUUGACAGCAAAGAAGUCAAGACCCCCAUGCAUUUCCGCUCCACCUCCAUGAACAUCUCCCGUCACGGUUCCUUGCUGGCCAGUUAUUGCGAUCGGGACCACACUCAGAUCUUCAUGGCGGCUAUCGUGCAAUUCCGCGAGGAACUGCUCACCCAUUACAAGAUUGAACCAGGUCAGGACUGGCGCCGGACGGCGGCCAUCAAAGAUGCGCUGUGUCGCGAGAUGCAGGAUCGCUUUGGCCGAUCGGGCCUGGCGUCCAUCCGCGACCUGGUCACCAAGGCCGACGACUGGAUGUUGUAUCCGGUGUGGCAAGUCCGGCCGGGCGGACGCUGGUAUCGCAACCGAGUGUUGCUAUUAGGUGAUGCCGCGCAUGCAAUGCCUCCCCGCGAUGAAUCCGCCGCCUACGCCCUCGACGACGCCAUCCUCUUCUCCCGCAUUCUCUCCAAACACCGCUACGACCCGCUCCCGGUCAGCUUCAAAGCCUACGAAGAUCUCCGCCGCGGCACCGUCAACGCAGCCUUCCAAGUCUCCCGACGCAUGUGGGAAAAGAACCGCGACCUAGGCUUCUUGGAAGGUCGUCUCAAAGAAUGGACGAUGCCGAUGCAGGUGCGCAACGGGAAGGAAUCGCGCGAAGCGGCGUGGGAAUUCGAUGCCACCAAGGUGCCACUACCGGGGCCGGGCGACUCGACGUCGUCGUUGUAUUCGUCUGAACGGGAGUUCUUAUAGAGGAUUUGCAUGGAUGGUGUUCCGGAUGGUGGGUUGGGUUUGGGUCAUGAGCUAUGAUUUCUGGAGUGGGUUUCGGUUAUAUACAGUAUACAGUAUACAGCAUACGUAGUAUUGGUUUGACUUGUUGCUAUAGUUGACAUACAGUUGACAUUUCGGUU
Molecule: messenger RNA, 1940 nt
Organism: Aspergillus ibericus CBS 121593
Lineage: Eukaryota; Fungi; Ascomycota; Eurotiomycetes; Eurotiales; Aspergillaceae
Product: FAD-dependent oxidoreductase
Exons: 2
Coding region: 355-1782 (475 amino acids)
Molecular function (GO): FAD binding; monooxygenase activity
Source: RefSeq, a predicted model, not a curated record